This is a messenger RNA of Cucurbitaria berberidis CBS 394.84, 282 nucleotides long. RefSeq lists its product as uncharacterized. The coding region runs from base 1 to 282 and encodes 93 amino acids. The record is from RefSeq and is a predicted model, not a curated record. Lineage: Eukaryota; Fungi; Ascomycota; Dothideomycetes; Pleosporales; Cucurbitariaceae. The transcript is spliced from 2 exons.
AUGCAGAACGAACACGGACAAGGCAUUAGCCACGCAUCGAGUGACUCUAAGAUCCAGAAGCAAGUCCCCGCGGGUCUUGAGGAGAACCUACCCAACGCUAUCCACGACACCGGCAGCUCAAAGGAGGGUCCCCAAACCAACACUAGCCACGCAAAAGGCGGAGGUAAAGCAUCCAUCGUCCCUCAGAAGAUCCAGGAGAAGCUUCCCGAGAGCAUCGAACGCGCCGUUCCCAACGCGAUUCAUGACACCGGUGACACUGGCGGGCUGCAUCGCAAGCAGUAG